AUGGCAGAGAAUAAGAUAUUAAGAGUUCAAAAGACUUUAAGGGCUAAAUACCAGAAAUCUGAACAACAGAGGUUAGCCAGGAUUACACAAAAAACAGCCUCAACUACUUUGGUUAAGCCUCAUGAUGAAGUAGAAUCAUUACCUUCUCCUCAGUAUAACGAUGGAGAGGAACAAAGAGAAGAUAUCAGAAGUUCUUUUCUGUUAGAAAAUUCUACAGCUAGCUCUCAGUCUAAAAAGAAAAAGAAGUUUACUAGUUUGUUUAGAUGAUGUUUUGGAGUGAAACAAACAUCUGAAGUGAAGCCUUAUAAUAAAAUGAGCUCAUUGGAUAAGUCUAUUAGUGGUGAACUGCCUUCAGCUAACUUGCAUAUGAUCAAGAAUAAUUCGAAUUAUCGUAGACUAAGGUCAGAAAUAAAUCCUCAUGGAGGUUUGCGAUCUAAGUUAAGUAUUCCGACAAAGGAAGAGUACAAAGAGAAUACUAAAGCUCAGGGAAAUUCUUACUUUGAGAGUAAUUUAAGUAUGCUGGGCCAGCAACUUAAAGAGAAUAAAGGUAGAAAAACCUUAAUCCUUUGUUUGGAUGAAGUCCUGCUACAUUAUCGCAUUGGAGCAGAGGAAUCUGGAGAUGGAGAUUAUGAAUUCUGUUUAAACAUGAAAGGAAAAGCUAGGAUUAUAAAUGUCUUCAAACGCCCUCACCUUGAUGAGUUCUUACAAAAGAUGUCUGAAAUUUAUGAAAUAAUAUUCUUUUCCAAUAAACGUGAAGACUUUGCAAACCCUGUGAUUAACUUCAUUGACUCUAACAAAGUAGCUGCUGGUAGGCUCUAUAGAGAUUCUUGCAUAGUAAAAGAAGGAGUCUUCAUUAAAAACAUUAAAAAAUUAGGAAGGAAUAUGAGCUCUAUUGUAGUACUUGAUAAUUACUCAGUUUCCUAUCUCUAUAACAUUGAAAAUACUGUUCCCAUAAAGUCUUGGUACGGAGAAAAUAUGGAAGACAAUGAAUUAAAAGAUAUGUUACCGAUACUUCAAUCCUUUGCUAAAUUGAAAGAUGUUAGAACAACUAUUGCAAAGAUUGCAAAAGAAGUGCAGGGAGCUAAUUUACCUAUCAAUAUUGAUCCAAAAUAUCAAGGGGAACUUGAAAUAUUAAACAAAGCAGGGAAAGGUCUUGAUAGCCUUGUACAGGAGAACAAAGAAGAGGCAUCAAGUGUACAAAGCAAAAGAUUCAAGGAAACUCUGAAAAAUGCAGCCCUCUUCACUUGUUGUCAAAUAACCCACGGAGAGAUGCAAAAGUACUCCAAUAGGAUAUUUAAAACGAAAGGUGAUAUUGAUAAGACUUUGAACCAGAGUUUGAUGUCAGAAUCUGAAAUUGGGUUUUCUCAAAGACAGAGCAAAGCCAAACCUCAUCACCAAAAGAACUUUAGCACUCCAAAUUAUAUCGAUGGUAGACCUAAAAUUUUAGACAAAGACAAUAUUAAAUGCUCUAAAGAGGAUAUGAAAUUUAUGGAAGUCGAAAGCGAGAAUAGUUUCAUGAACCAGUUCAUCAAAUACCUAGUACAGUCACGGAUUCAGUGGUUCAAUCAAAAGAGUCUUUCAAAUCAAUUGUCUCUCAAAAAGUAGAAAAAGAGAAUGAUAUCAUGAAGAGGAUAUUUUCUUUUGAUAUCAUAUAAGCAUUUUUAAGAUACGAGCAGAUAUUGGUAACUUCUUUCUAGGCUACAUUGGUAGAUUUUAGAUAAAAAUUAAAAUUUACUACUAUAAUUUUCAAUCAAAA
This is a messenger RNA of Moneuplotes crassus, 1756 nucleotides long. The record is from the annotation of a GenBank genome assembly. NCBI's taxonomy places the organism in Eukaryota, Ciliophora, Spirotrichea, Euplotida, Euplotidae.